Molecule: messenger RNA, 921 nt
Organism: Rhizophagus irregularis DAOM 181602=DAOM 197198
Lineage: Eukaryota; Fungi; Glomeromycota; Glomeromycetes; Glomerales; Glomeraceae
Biological process (GO): autophagosome assembly; proteasome-mediated ubiquitin-dependent protein catabolic process; membrane fusion
Cellular component (GO): cytosol; nucleus
Molecular function (GO): ubiquitin binding
Source: RefSeq, a predicted model, not a curated record
CAUGAUCUUGAUAAAGAACAGUCUGAAGAAGAAGAGGAGGACGAGGAACGCGAAAAUUUGUUUGCUGGAGGCGAAAAAUCUGGUAUCUUUAUGCAGAAUCCUAAUGCUAAACCAACAAAGCCAUCGAACUCAUUAGUUUCAGACAUCUUAAAGAAGGCAGCAGAAAGUGGUCGUGGACCUACUGAAGAACUAGAAGUUACUAGACCACCUGAGAAUUCUUCUUUUUCCGGAACUGGUUAUAAGCUUGGAAGCGAAGAUGAGCCUUCCGUUGCAAUUAGUAAUCCAACUACACCAACCGCACCAACAGAACCACCUACUCCGGUUGUUCGUCAUUUAACAUUCUGGAGAAAUGGGUUCAGCAUUGAGGAUGGUCCACUAAUGUCUUAUGAUGAUCCAUCGAACGAAGAAUUCUUAAGAGCCAUCAAUAGCGGGCGCGCUCCUUUGGCAUUGCUAAAUGUAAGGCAAGAUCAGCCAGUGGACGUACGUGUAGCUCGCAGGCUAGAUGAGGAUUAUAAACCUCCACCAAAGAAGCCUUCCAAGCCAUUUUCAGGCACUGGGCAAAGACUUGGAAGUCCUACACCGACUGUAAUUACUAGCAGUACACCAGGUGCAUAUCCCUCAACUUCUUCAUCAAGUGAAGCCGCACCCGCACCAAGAACAAGAGAAUUAGAAAUAGAUGAAUCGUUACCAAUAACAUCCAUUCAAAUCCGAUUGGGUGAUGGAACAAGAUUGCGUUCUAGGUUUAAUCAUACACACACAGUUGGAGACAUUCGAAGUUUCAUUAAUGCUUCACGGGUUGGAGAAGCACAACGUAACUAUAUUUUACAAACUACAUUUCCAUCAAGAGAUCUCAAAGAUGAGAAACAAACAUUAAUCGACGCAUCUCUCCUUAAUUCAGUGGUUGUUCAAAGAUACAUUUAA